AUGGUCGAUCUAGGAGGAUACAUUAUCAUACUGAUCAACCACAAUGACAAGAUCAAACUGUACGGUUCGCCGGGCGACAACGCGGACACGCUGGAGGUGGCGGAUGAAAUUUUAGAAGUGAACGGUAGCACGUUGGAGAACGCCAGCCAGUCCGAAGUGAUUCAAUAUAUAUACGAGUGCAUCAAGUCGCGAACAAUAUGUCUGCGGGUCCGAAGAAGAAGCGGAAACAAGAGGGAGUUGGACGGCUUCAAGGCUGGUCGGGUGCGGAAAGCUUGGGUCAUCGCUGUCGAAAGGCGGGCCGAAGAAAGGCUUCAGAGGCUAGCGUCCCAUUGGAAGAUCCAGCCCCGCGAUAUUCAAGCGAUCCUGCACCAAGAGAUCAACGAGUCCGCCGCCGCCGCAGCCGCGUCCACGAGCGGGGAAAGCGCGGGCAAAAAUGUGACUGGCAACCAAAUUACCGUGACGCUCGCCGACAAGGAGCCGUGCUCGAACGCCAUCGCCGCGAAGCUCAGCAACGGCACGAUCCCGAAGAGCCUCCGAAAGGACUCGAAGGACGGGAAGGACGCGCUCGAGAAGCAGCAGAGCUGCCCCGAGGAAACGAAUCUUUUGACACCGGUCCAAGGCGGAAGAGCCGGGGAACGACGCGCGAGCAGUCCAUUCCAGAAUGGGCAAACGGAGGUGCUGAUCGGGGAACCGGAGGGCGGGCCAAGGUCGCCGCGGGGAUCGACGUCUUCGGCGGUGAACGACGGCAAUUUCCUGAACCAACCGGACGAACGUGACGACCAGAAACCCAUUUGCAGGUCCCGAAUUCGUAACAGCAGUGGCGUGACGGACAUACACUCGCAGCAGCAACAGCAACAGCAGCAACAACAGCAGCAGCAGCUGCAGGAGAACAACAACGCAAAGAAGCCGCAGGAGGGACUGGGUCCCGAUGAGAUGUGGGCCCCUGGCGGCCUAGGGCCUCACCGGGAGCUACCAGUCGACGUCCCCGACACCCUUCUACAGAAGGCCUAUCCCAACAAGGCCGGUCUGAAUGGGCUGAAACCUGCCAUCCCGCCGAGAGAUCAAAAGAGGGCGCCGGCUAGACCGCCGAAAGACAAUCUACGUCUGUCCACCCAGAACAAUAACGUGGAGAGCACCGACAACGCGAACGCCGAGCCCACGCAGCAGCAACUGCACUCCAUCAGAAAAUACCAGGAGCAGCUGCGAAAACGGAAGGAUGAGGAGGAGAGACAGGAGAUACUCAAUCGAUCGUUACGGGGAUCCACCAAGCUACAGGCGUUGGAAAGCCACGCGACCAGCCUCGCUGGACAAGAAAACCCUGCGUACGCACAGGACGAGGUGACCACCGUCGCACGUCCCAGCCAUGUCUUCGCGAACACGGUCCAGGACGCCGAGGAGCCGCCCAGGCCCCUCACAUAUGGAGAGGUGGUCGCGACCCUGGAGAGGCUACAGCUUCAGCUGCGCAGCAUUUCCGGUGCUCUAGGGAUUUCUGGUCCUGGCGUGGAAGCGGAACUCGAGGCGGUGCGGACGUUGCUGGUGCAAAGUCGAUUCGCGUCUGCGUUGGCCACCCAUCACGCCUUGAAGAACCGGCUGAGAUCGAACAAGGUCCUGAAACAUCACACCGAGGACGCGUCCACAUUAGCCCGGAAUUGCGUGGAUAUUCUGGAGAAAUGGCAAUCCUCGUCGACGGCAACAGGUGUCGGCGGAGCGGAAACAAUAGCGGCUGUGGAGGAGCUAACCGGAAUCCUGACCAGCUACGACAUGGACGCACUGCUUCUCGCCCACGACUUGGUUGUCUCGUACGUGGACGGGUUGCAGAGGAAGCAGAGUCCCUCGUCUUCGUCGCCCAGCGGACCACCGAGCCCGUCGUCCAGCUGGAGAGGCGGUUCCCGUACGGUGGACAAUAUUAAAAUAAUCCGAAUCGAGAAAACGAACGAACCGUUGGGUGCUACCGUUAGGAACGAGGGUGACGCCGUGAUCAUAGGUCGCGUGGUGCGAGGCGGCGCGGCGGAUAAAUCGGGUCUUCUCCACGAAGGCGACGAGGUUCUCGAGGUGAACGGUGUCGAGAUGCGCGGCAAGAGCGUGAACGAGGUCUGCGACAUCCUGGCCGGUAUGCAGGGUAGCCUAACGUUCCUGGUGCUUCCAACGCCCACGAAUCACAGGAACAACCUGUCGAACAGAAGAGAAGAUACCAAUCAGAUACAGCAUAUACGAGCGCACUUUGACUACGAUCCCGAGGAAGAUCCUUAUAUUCCCUGUCGAGAAUUGGGCGUCAGCUUCCAAAAAGGCGACGUGUUGCACGUGAUCUCUCAGGAAGAUCCGAACUGGUGGCAAGCGUAUCGCGAGGGCGAGGAGGAUCAAACUCUGGCUGGACUGAUACCCAGCAAAGCCUUCCAGCAUCAACGUGAAUCGAUGAAGCAGACGAUCGCCGGCGACAAGUCGACCGUACGCGGCUCCAAGAAGUCCAGCACGCUGUUAUGCGCCCGAAAGAAUCCAAAGAAGAAGAAGAGGAACAAAUUCGGGGCGAAUUACAACGACGACGGUUAUCCGCAUUACGCAACGACCGCGAUCGAUGAUUACGACAGCGAAGAGGUGCUAACGUACGAAGAGGUCGCGUUAUAUUACCCGAGGGCAGACCACAAAAGACCCAUCGUACUGAUUGGGCCACCGAACAUCGGGCGACACGAGCUGAGACAGAGACUGAUGCAAGACAGCGAACGUUUUGCAGCGGCAAUUCCUCACACGAGUCGUCCCAGGAAGGACUCCGAAGUCGACGGACAAGAUUACCACUUCAUCUCGCGUUCUCAGUUCGAGUCAGACAUCCUCUGUAGAAAAUUCGUCGAGCACGGCGAAUACGAGAAGGCUUACUACGGCACCUCCGUGGAGGCGAUCAGGACCGUGGUGAACUCCGGGAAGAUCUGCGUUCUGAAUCUUCAUCCGCAGAGUCUGAAGAUCCUCCGUAACUCGGACCUGAAGCCGUACGUAGUGUUCGUCGCGCCGCCAAGCUUGGAGAAGCUACGGCAGAAGAGGAUCAAGAACAACGAAAGCUUCAAGGAGGAGGAACUGAAGGACAUCAUCGAGAAGGCGCGUGAAAUGGAGGACAAGUACGGCCACCUGUUCGACAUGAUCAUCAUAAACACCGACACCGACCGGGCGUACACUCAGCUACUGACGGAGAUCAAUUCGCUGGAAAGGGAGCCCCAAUGGGUGCCAGCGUCCUGGAUCCAGUGAACAAGAAUAUAGACUUUCAGAAACUAAACCAUCAUUGGGGGGAUCUGUAUCCAAGCACACAUUGAACGCAGAGACCCAGUUCUGGACCACGGAGGAGGGCCAGUAAUCCAGAGAGAAAGACAGAUAA
Molecule: messenger RNA, 3358 nt
Organism: Dufourea novaeangliae
Lineage: Eukaryota; Metazoa; Arthropoda; Insecta; Hymenoptera; Halictidae
Product: MAGUK p55 subfamily member 5-A
Exons: 18
Coding region: 1-3231 (1076 amino acids)
Biological process (GO): morphogenesis of an epithelial sheet; generation of neurons; establishment or maintenance of epithelial cell apical/basal polarity
Cellular component (GO): plasma membrane; adherens junction
Molecular function (GO): protein binding
Source: RefSeq, a predicted model, not a curated record